AGGAGGAAACAUCACUCCAAAAGACGGAGGCCAUUACCUGCUUUCUUCCUCUUCAUGGCAGACAAACGUCCCUCGCUCAGGUGUGAUCAUCCAAACUGGACUGUGGUCCAGAUGGCCAAACGGUUGGGGGCUAUGUGGCACCAGCAGUCCACUGCUGACAAAGAAAAGUACAAGAAAAAAGCAGCUCAGCUGUGGAGCCAGUACCAUAAGGGCAAGGGCAAGGGCAACUGCACCAAGAAUCAGAAGAAGAAGAAGUCAGGCAGGUGCUCCGGAUUUAUGAGAGACUUGGAACGCCUGGGCU
Molecule: messenger RNA, 301 nt
Organism: Podarcis lilfordi (Lilford's wall lizard)
Lineage: Eukaryota; Metazoa; Chordata; Lepidosauria; Squamata; Lacertidae
Source: the annotation of a GenBank genome assembly